Molecule: messenger RNA, 1507 nt
Organism: Syzygium oleosum
Lineage: Eukaryota; Viridiplantae; Streptophyta; Magnoliopsida; Myrtales; Myrtaceae
Exons: 5
Coding region: 147-1037 (296 amino acids)
Biological process (GO): female meiotic nuclear division; male meiotic nuclear division
Source: RefSeq, a predicted model, not a curated record
UCCUUCCCUUGCCGUUGACUGACCCCCGAUCCGUCCAAAAUCAUGUCAUCCCACUGUUUUUUUUCUUGUUUUCUCUUGCACUCCUGCAGAUAAAUAGGUCAUGAACAAUACCCACAUGACCCAGUAUUCACUAGUGCAUCAUUCAAAUGGUGAUUGAGUCGGACAUGGGUACUAGCGACCCUCACUCUCGCUCUUACACUAGUCACACUAAUUGUAAUAGCCCACACUGUUCUUCCCUAGGUUGGGAUCUCCAUAACCUUGGAGUUCUCAACGCAGACAUGUCUUUAGUAAUGUGGAGUGCAGUCAUGGGCAGCACCCCGCCCUACUUCUCGGACUUGGACUCAGAUCACAACCUCUCCACGGGCUACCUUGAGGACGCCUUGCUCGAGUUUGGCGACCGGUCGAAGCGGCGCCGGCUCUCGUUCUGCGGCAAAGACCAGACCAAAGAAUUCAACGACCGUGCACUGGUGAGAAACGGCUACUGGAAUUCGACUUGCAGAUGGGGUGUCGACGAGAAUUACAAUGGCAUGAGUGAAAUAACCAGUUUCACCGGAUUCUCAGAUGAAAUGGGGAGUUCAAGGAGCAGGACAAGCGAGGACACUAGCUUUUUUCCUGAAGUUAAGAUGCAAGAGGACGUCGUGUCGUCGCUGGAUUCCUCCUCGCCGUUCAAAGAGUCGUCGUCACGCACCAAGUCCGGCACUGACAAAGAAGGCCAAUUCGCUCUCGAUGCCAUGCCUUUGUCUGGAUACGGCGGUGAGAAGCGGAGGAGGCAGGAGAGGGUGGUGGUGACGAGGGUGGUGUACCCAUUUGCGGUGGUGAAGCCCGGCGGUGCCGACGGGGACGUGACGUUGAACGACAUCAAUGAGAGGCUGCUCAUGCCGCCAACCAGGCCGGUCCGGCAUCCGGUCGGGGACUUCGCCUGUCGACCCUGCGUGUCCCCUCAUGGUCCUGGCCUCUCCGGAAAAGCUGUCGUCGCUCUCACCCGACUCCACACUCAAGGACGAGGCACCAUCACCAUCAUUCGCACCAGAGGCUAAAUUGAUCAAUUAAAAAGAAAGCAAUAUUAGUUGUCGCUACCCAAAAACAAAAGUUGGGCGAAUAUUUCCAUCAUAUUAUCAAUUCUGCUUUUGAAAAAAGGAUUCAUUUACAAAAUUAAUUUACAAAGUGACGUGCCAAUUUCUUGUCGAGUGCUUGGUUCGACCUAUUGCUAGUUAGUUACGUCACUUUGUAAAUCGAUAAUUUGUGAAUUAGUCUUUAUAUAUCUAGCAUCGAUCUUUCUCACGCCAAUCGGCAAUUGGCCGGGCGGGAGAGAGAGGCAAACGGGAGUAUCUAAAUCAUUUCGGUUUGGCUUGAGUUGUGCUUGUACGGCUUGAUGUAUAUACGACGUAAUGGCGAUGUAAUUUUUGUUUGCGAUUGUACAGUUUAUUUCAUGCGUGGCUUUUAGUAUAAUUAAGCUCAGCAUUAGCUAGAAUGCCAGAAAGGUUAUGUUUAUCUUAUUUGUCUCCCA